UACUUGUGGUGGAUGUUUCUGUAAGGUUUUUCCGGCUUUUCCCCAACUGCCCUCGCCCGCUACGGGCAGCACGGCGCGAUGCGGCGCGGCGCAGCCCCCGGGCACUGCCGGUGCUGGGCUCGGGCGAUGCCCGCUCUGGUGGCCGCGGGUAGCGCUGAGCCGGGCCGCCGCGGCCCUGCAGGGACCCCGCUUGCCGAUGUGGAAAAGCUGCCGGCGGUUGUGUGCCGAUCUGCCGUCUGUUGGAGCCGCUUCGUUAGUUGCUUUAAUUGUUUUUAAGAGGGUUUUGUUUAAAGGAAGGGGCGAAAUUGUAGCAACGUUUGGGAUAAUGCUUUAAAAAAUAGAUGGAAAACAGGCAGAUGAGAUGCACUAGCUUCGAGUAGCUUGAUGCUGAUUUCUCUGUUAAAGAUCACGUUUCUGGUAAGCUUUUCCCUCAGUGCAGCAUACCAACCUUGUCCCCUGAGGAAGGACAGGGUCCUGUGGUAUCUCUGUUAAGAAAACUUACACCUUGUACAGCCUGCUGCUUUAGUGCACAAUUGAUGAUUUCACUUGAAAUACUCACCUGAAGAAAUUAACAGUAGGCAAGGUAUAACUGCUUUUUAACAAUGUUAAGAAUUCAGCAUUGUGUAACAGCUAACAGGAUACCCAAGAAAAAGCCGUAUAUAUGUGACAUUUGCUAUAAGCAGUUUGAAACUCCAUCAAAAUUGGCAAGACAUUAUCUGAUACAUACUGGUCAAAAGCCAUUUGAAUGUCAUGUGUGCUAUAAAACGUUUAGGCAGUUGGUCCAUCUGGAGAGGCAUCAGUUGACCCAUAAUUUGCCUUUUGAGUGUAAUUUUUGUCAUAGAAACUUCAAAAAUGUAAUUACUUUGUUGAAGCAUCAGCAGCUUCAUAAUGAAAACUAUCAGAAUUGUAUAAAGCAAGAAGAAAAAUCUGUGAGUUCUGAGCAGGAUGGGGUCACUUGUGGCAUAUUUCGAUGUUCUGUGUGCUGGAAGUCUUUUACAACUGAAGAGAAGUGGAUGCUGCAUCAGUGUCAGAAGGCAGAUUGUCUACAUGGUACAAGAAGGAGAAAGAAAACUCACCCUUGUGAAUUGUGUAACAAGACAUUUCCAUCGAGAUCUAAGCUAGAACGACACUUCCUUAUUCACACUGGCCAGAAACCUUUUAAGUGUUCUUCGUGUGGCAAAUCUUUCAGACAGUCAACACAUUUGAAAAUCCAUCAGCUCAUGCAUACUGAAGAAAGGCCUUUUCAGUGCUGCUUUUGUCAGAAGGGAUUUAAAAUACGGAGCAAACUCGUGAAGCACAAACAACUCCAUGCCAGAAAUAAGGCUGUCUCCAAUAUCAUAUACAAAGGAAAAACUAAACAUCUCAGACUACAGAAACUGUCAGAAGGAAAGAUGGAUAGUUUUGAGAAUGCUGACACAUUCAAAUUGCAGGAGAAUGACCCACAUGAUGUUUAUUUGAUUUAUGUCGUACCAUUUCAGUGUCCAGUGUGUGAGCAGUGUUUUGACACAGAGGAAGUCCUAAAUUUGCAUAAAUGUUAUCUAAGAGGUGAGAAAAGCUCAAGUUGCACAACAGCAUGCAGUUGCACAGUCAGCAUGAAAAGCAAGAUCCAGAUGAAGCUGAAGCACACUGGAGGAAAGCUAUCAGAUUUUUCUUUGACUGGCAGAGAAAAAAUGAAAUCAGGUCACUUUAGGAGUCCUGACCUGGUUGCAGUGAGAGAGCAGCAAUCUGAUAAAAAUGUUUCCACUAAAUCUUUCAAGAACUGCUGUAGCAAGCUUGACCUGUGCAAGGCUGUCAAUUGGAUGAAAAGAAGGUUUGCUGUGCCAUUACACUGGCAAGAGCAUCUAGAACCUCUAAAGGUAGGAAUUAAUUUAGAAGGUGUGCUUACUGGUGAAAGCAUGUUAAGCAUCAGUAAUGGAGUGUGUAAUAGGGAUGAUGCUUUUUAUGGUUCAUCAGGUGAUAGCUUCCUUGAUAAUUCAGAAAUAUUUCACUAUGCUUUUUCAGCUCCUAAAAAUAUACAUAACAGACACAAAGUGUGUAAAUGUGACAGAUGUGAAAAAAUAUUUCCAUCUUCAUCCAAGCUUCAAAGACAUUACCUUAUACACACAGGACAGAAGCCCUUUGGCUGUAGUGUUUGUGGGAAGACAUUUAGACAGUCAGCUCACUUAAAAAGACAUCAGCUCACCCAUACUGAAAAUAACUAUAAAAGCCCUGUUUGCCAUGUAGAAUUUGAAAAUCUGCGCAAAUUCUUCAGUCAUCGGGAAGAUCACAUUGAAUUUGAGUCUUCUCAGCCUGAGAGUUAUUCAGAUUAUUCUCAAGCACCUUCAGAGGCACCUGGCUUUCAAGAAUUUGAGCUGACUCAGUCAAAUCAAGCAGCUGAAAUCAAAGUUGAAAUUGAGUCAGAGGCCUUUGUUCCUGACACUGGCAGUAGAAACACAGAGCCUUAUUUGUGUAGUAAAUUGAUGGAAACGGAGCAAAGCUGUUGUAGUUACUGGCCUGAUUUUUCUGAAAGUGUUGAAAGAAGAAAACUAUACCAGUGCAGUCUCUGUUUUAAGACAUUUAAAUCAUUUUCUAAGCUUGAAAGACAUUACUUCAUGCAUGCUGGACAGAAGCCAUUUGAAUGUUCAAUUUGUGGUAAAAGUUUCCGACAGUCUCCACAUUUGAAAAGACAUCACCUUACUCACUUUAAGGAGAGGUUAAAGUUGAGUUCCAGUCAGCAACAGUCAGAAACAUUGUUUUCUCUCAACCUGGAUACUGUCCCCUGAAGUUAUACAUUAAUAUUUUUGAUUACAUGAUUAUUAAAAGGAUUAUGUUAAACUGAACAACCAACUGAACAGGAUUAUCUUUUUACGUUGUGAAGAUGACCUAAUGACUUUAUUUGCUCUUUUCAGAACUGCCCGCUUGAUUGUAAUAUCUGGUAACCGCGAGAAGAUGGUAAAAACAAAACAAAGCAAUAAGAAAGCUACUUCACAUUUGUUUUCUUCACAAAUGUAUUUUUAAAUACACAUUUUUACUGUAUUGAUGGUGUCAUGGCAAUCCGCAGUGUUCUGUAGCUGUUCAGUGAGAAUGAUCAAAAAGUAAAGGCAACUUGUGGAAUACAGGAAAAACGGUCCUGCUGCUUUCUUCUGGCUCUCUGUACAUUGCAAGCAUUAAAAUGUGCACAUUUGCUGUAUUUAGUCCAUGUUUUAUUCAAGAAAGAGUAAUAGUUAAUUUUGGAUGAACAAGAUGCAGGAAAAAAAGAACAA
Tympanuchus pallidicinctus (lesser prairie-chicken) is the source of this 3242-nucleotide messenger RNA. RefSeq names its product zinc finger protein 770 (gene ZNF770). Lineage: Eukaryota; Metazoa; Chordata; Aves; Galliformes; Phasianidae. The transcript has 3 exons. The record is from RefSeq and is a predicted model, not a curated record. The coding region runs from base 603 to 2762 and encodes 719 amino acids.